UUUCCUUUCUCCGCAACAAAUGACGGUGGAAACCAAGCACUGCCGCGGUCAUUGAAGGACUGUAUCACCGGAUCGUGCGCGCCGCCGGAAUGGUUUUUGUGGAAUAGGAGGGGAAGGAUUGCGAAUGAACGAGAGAAAACAGGGAAGAUUAGGGUAAGAUUGAGACGCCAGUAAAAUCAUUCACUCAAAACCUUUUCUGACAAUUGUAAAUCCUCCUUCCUUCCACGGCGGCCGGCGGUCGAGAAUUUCAAAUUGAGCAACGCCGCCGGAAUCCAAGGGAGCACAAUUUUAUGCUUGCGGCAAUGGAUUUUUCUGGUGUGGAAUCGAGUCUGGGGAAUCGUACGGGGACCAUGGGUGAGAUAUGAGAUUAGCGCAAUCCCUAAUUUUUUUUUUCGAAGUUGAAAUUUAGGGGGAAAAAAAAAAUGUCUGUAUUCCGCUCAGUUGUUCGACGCCAUUGCUAUUGCUCUGUAGUUGCAGUCAGAAUCCGUAAUUUCAGCGCCAAUUCCUCUUCAGCAGCUGAGAAUUUCCUAACGCAUUUGCAGGAAGGCGCCGCGCAGAUCGAGAAGAAUCUCGACACGGUGAAGACGAAGCUGGAUGCUCGAUGCGUAGCUCAAGUUCUAGAAAGGUGCGCAAUCGAUAAACCUCAAUUAGGGUUACGAUUCUUCGUUUGGGCUGCCCUUCGCCCCACCCACAGGCACACAUCAUUCAUGUACGAAAAAGCUUGUAAAUCAUUGGGGAUUGAUCGAAACCCUAGAAUUAUAAUAGAUGUGAUGGAUAAAUACAGGGAUGAAGGCUUAGCUGUUAGUCUUAAGAUGCUUAAGGUAGUUUUAAAUCUCUGUAAAUCAGCUAAGGAUGAUAAUUUAGGGAUGCUGGUUUUGAGGAAGAUGAAGGAGUUCAAUUGCAGGCCUGAUACAGUUUCUUACAAUGUCGUGAUUCGAUUGCUCGUCGAAAAGGGUCGAAUGGAUGAAGCCAUGGCAUUAAUGACUGAGAUGGGGUUGAUCGAUCUUUAUCCCGAUAUGAUCACGUAUGUUUCGAUUAUUAAAGGGUUGUGUGAUGCCGGUAGGUUGAAGGAUUCGGUGUCGUUGAUUAGGGAUAUGAAAAUGCAAGGAUGCCCGCCGAAUUCAGUCGUCUAUUCCUCGCUUCUCGAUGGAAUUUGUCGACACAAAAGUUUGGAAACGGCGUUGGAGUUCUUGGACACGAUGGAGAAAGAGAAUGGAUCGUGUAAACCAAACGUUGUGACAUACACGACUAUGAUAAAAGGGUUUGUCGAAAAGGGGAGGGCGUCGGAGGCGGUGACGAUUUUGGAUAAAAUGUAUGAUUCGGGGCAUAAACCAAAUCGAGUGGCGUUUGUAUCUUUGCUCGAUGGGCUUUGUCGAGAAGAUCGUUUAGACGAAGCGCGUAGGGUCGUCGAUAAGUAUGGCGGAGGGGAAUUUCCGUACGACGAUUUGUAUAGUUUGCUCGUCGUCUCGGUUUUGCGUAGCGGGAAUCCGAAGGAGUCGGAGAGUAUGAUUAGAUCGAUGAUUGCUCGCGGAUUGAGACCGAGCGGUUUGGCGUCGAGCCAUGUUGUUAGAAAUUUGGUUUCGGAGGGACGGGUUGUCGAUGCGUUUUCUUUGUUAGAUGCCCUUGAGAAGUCGGGGAAUUUGGCGCACGUCGAUGGUGGCGUUUACUCGACUCUUUUGGCGGAGCUUUGCCGGAAAAAUAAUUUUGCCGAUGCGGAGAAGGUUGUUGGUGUUAUGGUUGAGGGAAGAAUUUUCGUCAAGUCUUGUCUUGCCGCGAGUAUAAUCGAACACCUCGACAGCUCCGGCGAAUGCGAUUUGGCUUCGGAAGUUUCGAAGAUUGUUAGAUAAAAAAGCCUUCUUUUUAUCGAAAUGUUCUCUAAAACGAUCGUCGAUAGUUUAUUCGGUUGUAGUUGGACGUAUUUCUAACAUUUUUAUGCCGUUAAAGAAAAUAAGAAGGUGAGCAAUUUUUUGCUCAUGUUG
This is a messenger RNA of Andrographis paniculata, 1979 nucleotides long. RefSeq names its product pentatricopeptide repeat-containing protein At5g47360-like. NCBI's taxonomy places the organism in Eukaryota, Viridiplantae, Streptophyta, Magnoliopsida, Lamiales, Acanthaceae. Gene Ontology annotation, molecular function: protein binding. The transcript has a single exon. The coding region runs from base 423 to 1847 and encodes 474 amino acids. The record is from RefSeq and is a predicted model, not a curated record.